Anastrepha obliqua is the source of this 759-nucleotide messenger RNA. RefSeq lists its product as uncharacterized. The transcript has a single exon. NCBI's taxonomy places the organism in Eukaryota, Metazoa, Arthropoda, Insecta, Diptera, Tephritidae. The record is from RefSeq and is a predicted model, not a curated record. Bases 1 to 759 code for a protein of 252 amino acids.
AUGUUUGGAGAAUUCGAUACAGAUUUAGAUUUGUUGUCGGUAUAUGUGGACGAUUUACUAAUAGCGUCACGUGAACCAAAUCUAAUUCACAAAUUUAUGCAGCAACUUUUAAAUGAUUUCGACAUUAAAGAUGUCGGUAAAGCCAACUAUUGUCAUGGAUUAGAGAUUCAUCAAGAGAAUGAUGUAAUUAUUUUGAAGCAAAUGGGUUACAUAUUAGAACUAUUGAGACAAUACGGCAUGAUUGAGUGUAACCCAGUAGCUACGCCGCCAGAAUGUAAUACGGUUUUUGAUAAAUCUUGCGAGAGGCUCGAUAAAACCUAUCCAUAUAGGGAAAUAAUUGGGGCUCUUAAGUAUUUGUCCGUUGCCACAAGACCCGACAUAGCUAAUACGGUGGCAAGAUUGGCGCAGUUCGUAUAUGAUCGGCCGAAAGCACACUGGAAUGCGAUUAAACGUGUCUUAAGGUAUCUUGCUGACACGGCAAGUAAAGGUUUGGUGUAUCAAAGGACAGCCCUUCCGCUUGUAGGUUACACCGAUGCUGACUGGAGUGGCUGCACAAACGGUCGUCGUUCUUAUACGGGCUAUGCAUAUUUGCUAAGCAAUGCAGCCAUUAGCUGGAAAUCACAAAAACAACGUACUGUCGCACAUUCGUCAACAGAGGCCGAAUACGUUAGUUUGACAGAAGCAGCUAAAGAGGCAGUUUAUCUACGCAGCCUCUUGAGAUUGGCACUAAAAAGUUUAUUGAUAUUACAAUAUAUGUAG